AUGACGAAAAAUGGCAAAUAUAAGGGAGAGACUUUAGUAGAUGAUUCGAAUAGUAGUCAUGUGGUCGAAUCCAUAGAACGGAAGCAACCUGAAAUUUCAAUUCCAUCUAUUUUGAAUAGCGGAACAUCAGUUGAUUCAAAGCUUGACGUAAUUUCUAAGGAUGUUGUCACUGUGCUUAGAUUACUACAUGGAAGAAGGCAAGCUUGUGAGGAUGAUACUCAUUUACCGUCCCUUGAGGAUCUUGCUUCCAAUUCUGGUGUGGCCGAGUCAAAUUUGAUGUUAAAUAUGACAGACCGUCUCGUUUCCAGUGGUGAAAAUUCCCCUAUGUGCGUGCUAGCAAAAGUGCCUGGACUUCUGAAUUUAGAUAAAGAAACUGCUCUUAGUAACUCUCUUCCUAACGGCAUAUUCCGAUCAUUGAAUAUGUCUCGUUGUAUAUCGCCACAGAAUUCUCUUAUGACUAACGUGAUAACAAUUGGUUUGCUUGAUGAGAAAGAAGCACUGAAACUAUUAACGAUCUUUAGGGACCGUUACGGAAGAUGGAUUUCGUUCCCUGACACAUUCUCAACCGAACAGAUCUUAAGGCAGAUCGAGCGUAAGUGUCCUCUUUUACUUACAGUGGCCUGCUGCCUUUCUUUGAAAUACAGCGAUCCUUUACUGAAAGACCGAUGCUAUUUGAGAUUGCUGGAAACUAUAAAGCUGGACUUGCAAAGGGGUCUUGUGGACCCUCCUCUCUGUCUUGAAUUCUUACAGGCAGUACUAGUUUUGUCCAUUUAUGCUACAAAUCUCAGCGAAACAGAUGCCGCUGAUCUUCAUAUUGACAGCUGGGAUUUAUCUUCAUUUGGGAUCUCGUUGUUUUUGAAGAUGAAUCAUUUGGGUUUACUGAACCGAUUGUAUGAUGCGAAUGAAGUUGAGCCAGAGUUCAAUGAAUUGACAGCCUACAGGACCUGGAACAUAUUGGUUUUGGUUCAAUUGGCCUACUCCUUGAUCUUGGGAAGACGGUCCAACUACUCAUUAGAUUUACUUAAGCCCAAAGAAGUAUCAGAGUUCAGCAUGUCGACAAAAUUCGACUACAGAAUCAUUGCAGAAGUACUCAUAUACAUCGUCAAUUAUCACUAUUCCGUUCUCAAUGGAAGUCUGAUAUGUUUCAAAAAGGACAUAGAGGACUGGUUUCAUAGAUGGAACUAUAUGUUUGGCAAGUCCUUAAAUCAGUUCAUCGAGAUAGAUUAUCAUUGGACUAAUGCGAUGGUGCUUUUAAGAAUUUAUAGAUUUAGAAUUGAUAUGCCCGCUUUAACAUUUAUCUGUGAAGAUGGAACUACAGGAACUGUGCAUUCAGAUGCUUUUUCUCAAUUACGAUAUCACACAGUGAAAGUGGUUGAGUUGAUGUCGUCAAUCAAAGACGAUUCUUAUUUUGCCUUUCUUUCGGAUCAGAUUCAUAUAAUUGUUUUUUUCAGUUGCAUAGUACUACAGAGUCUCUUAUCAUUUGAGCACCAUGCUUCUGAAACAGAUCAUACCAUUACAGAUCCUCUCAAGGAAAUAGGGAAAAGCGCACCUAUAUCACUGCUUAUUAGACAUAUCAAUCGACUCAAAAAGGUGUCUACCAGUCAGGAUGAUACAUUUUUCAAAUACAGUGUGAUGCUUGAAAAGAAUCUACUUUAUAAGUUCCCGAGUGAGCGUUUGGAAUUGCAGCCGAUGGUCUUAGAAGAACUCUAUUCUUUCGAGGAUAUAGGAGAUAAUCAAGAGGAAGAAGCUGAGCAAAUAAUAGAGUAG
Messenger RNA from Brettanomyces nanus, 1767 nucleotides. RefSeq lists its product as uncharacterized. The transcript is spliced from 2 exons. Lineage: Eukaryota; Fungi; Ascomycota; Pichiomycetes; Pichiales; Pichiaceae. The record is from RefSeq and is a predicted model, not a curated record. Bases 1 to 1767 code for a protein of 588 amino acids.